Mesocricetus auratus (golden hamster) is the source of this 3121-nucleotide messenger RNA. RefSeq names its product DENN domain containing 1B (gene Dennd1b). Lineage: Eukaryota; Metazoa; Chordata; Mammalia; Rodentia; Cricetidae. Gene Ontology annotation, biological process: T cell receptor signaling pathway; endocytic recycling; endocytosis. Bases 87 to 2429 code for a protein of 780 amino acids. The transcript has 23 exons. Gene Ontology annotation, molecular function: guanyl-nucleotide exchange factor activity; phosphatidylinositol phosphate binding. Gene Ontology annotation, cellular component: cytosol; nuclear speck; intracellular membrane-bounded organelle. The record is from RefSeq and is a predicted model, not a curated record.
CCGGCCGCCGCUCUGAGCAGCGCGUCCCAGGCGGCGUGCGGGCGUGCGGGCGCGGGGCGACGGCGGCCCCGCAGCGACAUGUGACCAUGGACCGCAGGACCAGGGAAAAUCCAGAAAGAACUUUCGACUUGGUCUUGAAAGUGAAGUGUCAUACCUCUGAAAAUGAAGGUCCUGUGGUAUUAUGGAAAUUCCCGGAGGACUUUGGAGAUCAGGAAGUACUGCAGAGCGUGCCCAAGUUCUGUUUUCCCUUUGACGUGGAAAGGGCCUCUCAGAAUCAAGUUGGACAGCACUUUACCUUCGUACUGACAGACAUUGAGAGUAAGCAGAGAUUUGGGUUCUGCAGACUCACAUCAGGAGGCAGUAUUUGUUUAUGUAUUCUUAGUUACUUGCCAUGGUUUGAAGUGUACUAUAAGCUUCUCAACACUCUAGCAGAUUACUUGGCAAAGGAACUGGAAGAUGAUUUGAAUGAAACUCUAAAAUCACUCUAUAACCAGCCAGUACCAAAGGCAAAUAUGCCUGUCAACUUGAGUGUGAACCCAGAGCUAUUUAUUGCCAGUGAGCAAGUUCUGAAAGAUCAGCCCUCACUGAUGCCGCACUCCUGUUUCAUUGCCCCUGACGUGACUGGACUCCCGACGAUACCGGAGAGUAGAAACCUGACAGAGUACUUCGUUGCUGUGGAUGUGAACAACAUGCUGCGAUUGUACGCCAGCAUGUUGCACGAGAGGCGCAUCAUUAUUACCUCGAGCAAAUUAAGCACUUUAACUGCCUGUCUCCAUGGAUCGGCUGCUCUGCUCUACCCGAUGUACUGGCAGCACAUAUACAUCCCCGUGCUUCCUCCACACCUACUGGACUACUGCUGUGCCCCAAUGCCAUACCUGAUUGGAAUACACUCCAGUCUCAUAGAGAGAGUGAAAAAUAAAUCAUUGGAAGAUGUGGUUGUGUUAAAUGUUGACACAAACACUUUAGAAUCACCAUUUAAUGACUUGAGCAACCUACCCAGUGAUGUGGUCUCGGCCUUGAAAAAUAAGCUGAAGAAGCAGUCCACGGCUACAGGAGAUGGAGUGGCUCGGGCCUUUCUGAGGGCGCAGGCGGCUUUGUUUGGAUCCUACAGGGAUGCUCUGAGAUACAAGCCUGGUGAGCCCAUCAGCUUCUGUGAGGAGAGCUUCGUAAAGCACCGCUCGAGUGUGAUGAAACAGUUCCUGGAAACUGCCGUUAACCUUCAGCUCUUCAAGCAGUUUAUUGACGGUCGACUGGCAAAGCUUAAUGCAGGAAGGGGUUUCUCUGAUAUAUUUGAAGAAGAGAUUACUUCUGGUGGCUUCUGUGGAGGGAGCCCGAGGUCAUACCAACAAUGGGUGCUUACAGUCAAGAAAGGUGGUGCAUUGCUCAACACAGCGGUGACCAAAGCAACCCCUGCUGUGCGGACCGCGUACAAAUUCGCAAAGAGUCACGCCAGACUGGGACUAAGAGAGGUAAAGAGUAAGCUGAAACACAAGGACAAUGAGGAGGAUUAUGGGACCUGUUCUGGCUUGGUACAAUAUACACCAGUUUACACAUUACACAAUGAAAAGGGAGGAAACACAGAAAAGUAUAAGCUUUCCCAGGCACGCUUGAGAAGGCCUCAUAAGAGCCUUGAUGGUACCCUAUAUGAUGAUGACGAUGACAUUGAACGAGCAAGCAAGGUGUCUUCUGAAGAUGGUGAAGAAACAUCUGCUUAUUUCUAUGAAAGCGAUGACUCUGUUGAAGCAGGAGUGAAGACUCCUUACUCAGGUGAGAUGGACUUGCUGGGAGAGAUCCUGGAUACGCUGAGCACACACAGCUCUGAUCAAGGAAAGCUGGCAGCUGCCAAGAGCCUGGAUUUCUUCAGAUCCAUGGAUGACAUUGAUUACAAACCUACGAACAAGUCCAAUGCGCCCAGUGAGCAUAACCUGACCCUACUGUGUGCUUCUGGUGAUCAAGGAGAGUGGAAUCUUGGGCAGGACGACAGCGCCCUGCAUGGCAAGCACCUCCCUCCAUCCCCCAGGAAGAGGGUUUCCUCUGGUGUGCUGACAGACUCUCUGUUUACCCUGAAUGAGGAGAACAGUGACAAGUCCCUCUGUGCUGACACUGUGAGUGGCCUCACUGCAGUGGACAAGCCAGCUUCUUCUUCAGGACUGGAUUCCCAGGCAGCCUCCCCCGAGGCUUCUCAAACAGGUGAAGGAAAAGCAGAGCUGAAGGAAACACUAAGUCAGGCUUCAGGGCUCCAGCUGCUGCCCAGCCUCGGGAGCCGCCAGUCUACCUUUGUUCCCUGGGAGAAGGCAGGGCAAGAGCAUAAGGAGCUUUCAGAAGACACUGGGCUGCUCCAAGAAGUAGUGUCACUGUGUCACAUGCCAAAUGACUUCCAACAAGGUCUAAACAUUUCAGAAGAAAAGAGAAGUGAAACCCAAACUUAGGCACCGGUAAAGGGUCAGUCCUUGCCUCUUGGCUUCUCCAGAGAUGCACCGGAUUAAUUCCCUGUGAUGCGUACAGUAAACAGGAUCACUCAUAGGAAUGAAAACUCUUACUGCUGUUUAAUUGUUUUCCUUUGGAAUGUUUCCCCAUCUGUUCAUCUCAUGGAGCUGUGUUAUCUGUUGGUUUUCUGGUGUAAAAUGAAUUCUAUGCUGUUAAAUCAGGUACUAACUUGUAUAUAGGCUGAAAGUGUGUUUUAAACAUAAGCUUUCCCAGUAUUUGGUGCUUAAUGCUGUUCAUCUUAUUUAAACUAAGUGUGCGUAUGUAACCCCUACAUGUAACCAGUAGUUACUGUACUAAUCUGGUUGAGCAUGAGCUUAUCAUGGUGUCACAACUGAUAAAAAAUAUUUUGGAUGAAACUGUUAACCCACUAAUUGCCUUAAUCUUCUGGUUAUGUUAAGCAAACAGAUCAUGUGUGAUGCUACAUGCAUAUCUUGAAAGAGGAGUUAUCUUGUCUUUCAGAGCAAUAAUGCCUUUUUCUAUCACAGAAUUAAGCUCACCAUUUUUUUCAAGCCUAAAUGCUCUCUGAGUGGAACUAAUUUCCUUUUAUAAAGACACUGCAGCCAUGUUUUGCAAACAAUGUAACUGUGUAUAUUUACCUUUCACUCAGUGAAAUACAUGAAGUGCUGAAUUAUAA